AAUGGCUGUGGUGAAAUGGGCGUGGUUUACGGGGUAAAGGGGCGGGGUUUGCCUUGUGGGCGUGGCCUGAGCGGGCGUGUCCUUCAGGAGGAGGAGGAGGAUGAGGAAGGCCAAGGGGGCGGAGCCAAAGCCCCGGGGCUGGGGGGAGGGCGGCGCUACGUCCCGCCCCGCCUGGUGCCCGUGGCCUGUGCGCCCCCCGAGGCCGAGUCCCGGGCCCAGCUCCGCGCCCGGCGCCGCGCGCUCAGCUCGGCCGCGCUGCGGGAGCUGCAGCAGGAGCUGGGGGAGGGGCCCCUGCAGGAGGGGGAGGGGCUGCAGGCGUCCCGCGAGGAGCGCCACAGGUGAGAUUUGGGCUAAAAAACCGGGA
Messenger RNA from Passer montanus (Eurasian tree sparrow), 364 nucleotides. Its product is annotated as neuroguidin-like. The coding region runs from base 16 to 342 and encodes 108 amino acids. The record is from RefSeq and is a predicted model, not a curated record. NCBI's taxonomy places the organism in Eukaryota, Metazoa, Chordata, Aves, Passeriformes, Passeridae. The transcript has 2 exons.